Molecule: messenger RNA, 6148 nt
Organism: Bicyclus anynana (squinting bush brown)
Lineage: Eukaryota; Metazoa; Arthropoda; Insecta; Lepidoptera; Nymphalidae
Exons: 4
Coding region: 349-1440 (363 amino acids)
Source: RefSeq, a predicted model, not a curated record
UCAAAAAAUUACCGUGAGGCCGUGAGCACCGUCGUCCGUCAAUUUUAACUUUACCGUUUACGAGUGUAUCUGCUAUCUUGAAAUAAGCAGUUUUUUAUUUUUUUCUAAAUCAGAUCAUUAUUCAUUAUUAAUAUAUCUAUGCACAAUAAUGGUUCUGCAAAUGUGUGUAGCAUCAACCGAAUAAAGCUCUCAAUGUUUACAUAAUUUGUUUGGGGUGUGUAGGCUACUGUCAGUGUUAUUGAUUUGCUAAAAUUUAUAAAAAGAACUUGAACAAAGAUGUAGGAAGUUUUUUAACAAAAAAACCAUGAAAAGAGUACUCGAUUAAAGUGUAGUGAUAAUGUGAUCAAAAUGAAAACUAAAAGUUUUUUGCUGUUUUCUACGUCAGUGUUUGCAAUAAGUCUGUUCCUGAUCAUUUUCCACUCGCAGCCGCCGCAGUCGUUCCAAAACAUCGUCACGCAGACUCAUCAACAUAUCAAAGACUUUCAGGUUUCUCUGUCCCAGGAGCAGCUCCGUGAUGAAGAGGAACAGCACCUGGUACAAGAAGAGCGCUACCUGCGACUGGUGGGGCUGGAGGGGCAGACGGAGGCCUGGCACAACACCACUGUACCAGCACUGGUGACACAUGCCAGGAACGAUGAGCAUGCCCUGGUUGUGGCAUUUGUGCGGGCAGCUGCUCGCUUGCCUUACACCAUCCUCGUUUAUAACUUAGGGUUGAAGCCCUACUCACUGGCCAUGGUGUCAAACUACUGCAACUCAUCGAAGUGUGCAGUGAUAGACUUUGACCUGGAGCUGUUUCCCUCGCACGUCAGCGAUGAGAGCAUCUCUGCCUUCCGACCGCUCAUCAUUCAGCACGCGCUGAGCCGCGUGGGCGGCGUCAUCUACUGCGAGGCGACGCAGCGCUGGGCGGGCUCGGCGGCCGAGCUGGCGGCGCUGUGGGCGCGCGCGGGCGCCGACGGCUCGCUGGGCGUGCUGGCGUGGCCGCGCCGCGCCGCCGUCACGUCGCUCACGCACCCGCGCAUGUUCCACUACCUGCGCGCCAGCACCGACGACUUCCUGUUCGUGCAGAUGCUGGACGCGGCGCGCCUGCUGGUGGCGCCGCGGCCCGAGCUGCCCGACGUGAUGCGCCAGUGGACGCAGUGCGCGCUCACGCUGGACUGCAUCAUGCCCAUCGGCGCGCAGUCGGCCGGCUGCCGCUUCGACAAGAAGCCGCAGUACCGCUACUCGGGCUGCCACGGGCAGGACGCGUCGGCGCUCAGCAUCGUGCUAGGCGUGCGGGCCGGCUACGAGGAGGCGCGCUACGCGGUUCGCGGCGCGCGCGGCGGCUGGCGGCGCGUGGGCGCGGGCGCGGCGCGCGCGCUGUUCGCCGGCCUGCAGCGCAACGCCAGCGACGACGAGCGCCCGGAGCGCCCGGAGCGCGCCACGCUCGCCCCGCGCGCCUAGCCGCACCCGAGCCGUACACCACUGUGAAACUCACCACAUGUUCGAGUUGAAUUGUGCACCAUAUCUAAUUUGAAUUAUAAUGAAAGCGGAAGCGUGUGCGAGCGAUUCUAUGCCGAUCUUUAUUAAAAGAUAUAAAACUUUUAAUAAUUUAUGCUGCUAUAUUACUGUUUAUGGUUGGAAAAUUUUAAGCUUGAACUGGCUUCAAGUUUGAUCUGAGUUGAAUCGUUUUAACAUUUUAUUUUACGGUUAGUGAUAUUUAGCGUUACACAGUGAAAAUUAUACCUGAUUGAAACAAAUGCUGCCAACUGAGAAUAGUAUUUUGUGCGACCGCACUGUAGCGUCACCAGCGUAGACUUUCGUCGUAUGUGUAGUGUGUGCACGUCGCAUACAUGCGACCAGUGGAAGUUUUCAAUGUUUUUAUACUGUUACUAUUGCGUUAACGUAAACGCGAAAUUAUAUGAAAUUGUGUAGUAGUGCCACUAGAUGGCGCUGUUUCAAUUCCUUAGAAAUUCGCAAUGCGUCUGCCGCACGCACGCGUGUGACGAACGCCUUUGCUGGGAAUACUCGGACGUACGUGCUUUAAAAAAUUGUGUAUUUCUUUUUCAAAAAUAUUCUCUGGACUGAUUUGAUCACAGUAUUUUCUGACUAGUCUGGGCUAAUUACAAAUAUAAACAUCAAACAUAUUGAUGUAUAGUUUAAAAUUAAAAUGUAUUAUAUAAAUGAUACACAGCCCCUCACAUAUUUUGUUUGGGUAGAGAUUAUUAUUUGAAUCUGAGAAUUUUUCAAGUAAAAGAGGAUGUUUACCCGACUGCUACCAUGUACCUCCAUUGAUACUACAAAAGGAAUACGCUAUUUUUGAUCCUGCCAAUUUACUUUAUUUCAAAACAAAAAUCUUGUAGUGAUACUAGAGGAGAAGCCAACACUUUCACAAAUUAGUUUUAAUAUUGCUUAAUUUAUUAGCAUUUGUAAUGAUUAGGUAUCUGUGUAAAUAGGAUAGUGUUGUUAAAGUGCAAGGUCAUGUAAACAAUUAUUAUAUUUUUUGUAAUUAAGUUAUUACUUUUAUAUUUAUUAUUUUAAUUUGUCGAUAUUGCAUUGAUCUUAUAUUUUAGUUUUAGUGUCAGUCAGUAUUGUGAAAUAAGUAUUUAUUUGUUUUAAUUUUUUAAUGUUAAACGGCACAUUGUAAAUUGAUAUACUUAGAAAAAUUUCAUGUAUGUAUUAUUAAUUUUAAAACAUCCAGCUCUGCCUACGUAUAAUGGAAAUGAGACAUCACGAGGAAUGUGUUGUCUUUAUACUGAAACACAUUGACGACUAUACUUGCGUACACGAACGUAUGUUGACUGCGAUUGGUUAACAGUGCGCUUACACGGGAAAUUUCUGAAACAAUUACUGCUUGACAACACAUAUUGAUCAAUGUGGAGAAAUUUUAAUAAAAUUCAACAAUUGUUUUAAAUUGCUCCAUUGAUCAUGCCGUUGACACGUGAUAUUGCCAAAUAUUCAUUCGUUUAGGUUCAGUCAAUUUCUCUCUUUCGUUGGAAUAGAUAUGUUGCUCUCGCGAAGGUGCAUAAAGUUAAAAAGCAUUUUUUCUUGUGUAAGUGCAUCUUUUGACUAAAUUAAUUUGUUAUUUCAUUAUUUGUGGAAGGUCAAAAUGAAGAGAUUUUGUUUUUUUAGAUCUGUGUUUUGGUAUGCACGUUUUAUUCUCAUAUUAUCACGAUUAUUAAAUGCAAUAUACGCUGUAAAACUUACCUAUGCUUAUCAUUAAGUACAUACUCUAGAUGUGAUUUCCUGCGGUUGUUAUUAGCUUUAUUUUUCAUUUAUGUUAUUCGUUAUUUUAAUCCCAUAUACGUAAAAUCGUUACAUUCUACAAAUUACAUUGCAUACAAACUAACUAAAGCACGGAAAAAUCAAUAGUACUCGUAAGGUAUAAAUAUAAAUACUUGAUUUGAAAUGGACACUAUUACGAAACACGGAGAAUGUCUUAAAAGUUUAUUUUCGUGUAUAUUUUGAUAUGAUAAAUUCUAAUCAUGUGUAGGUACCUAAGUCUAUCAUUUUUCAUUGCUAAUUAAAAAUUACCUUCUGGUAUAUUUUCCUAAUAAUUAAUUAUAGUGUAUUCGAUUGAAAUACAUGUAAAUGCAGAAGUUAAAUUUAAUUUAAUUUACAAAGUUAUAGUUGAACGCGUGUACAGUAUAAUUUUGAAUGUGACAAAACUGUAUUCAAGAAACCAGUGCUACAAUUAUCAAAAGAGAAAGAAAAGUAUUUCCUUAUGUUUUUCCCAGACUUUAAAUAUGAGACUUACUUUUAAACAAUAUCAUUUGUUCUAAUAAAAGUUGUCAAUGUUAAACAAUAUCACAUCAGAAUACUCAGCUCAAAAUAAGUCUUAACUGAAACCCUCUAGUCAGCAGUCGUCCCUUAACACGUAUGUCUGUGUAUUUGUAUUAUUCAUUCAAAGAACACUGAACUCGACCGAAAUAUUUUGAGCGGUCCGAAUUAGAUUUUCGACUAUUUCCAAAAAACAAUACUUUGUAACUACUUUCAUUUCAUUUGUCAAUUUCAGGCGUACCUAAACGGUACACAUUGUUACUACUCAUGUGCUGUGUUGCUGUCUGUGUAUUAACACUACUUAUCCUUGCCCCUAGCUAUUGCACAUUUUUGGUGGCAGCUGUUCUAAAUUAUUAUAAGAUUGGCAGAGGUAGAUAGUACAAAAUUCACAUCGUAUGAUUUAGUUUGUUGUUCUUUUAUGUAUCUAUAUAAGUAGGUAGUUCGAUCAACGUUUAGUACAACUCAUACAGUAACAUACAAUAUAUACACGCAGGUCCGUUUUAACUCGUGCAAUACGCCUUUGAAUAUACAGUCUCUGGUUGUAGUAAAAACUUUUAAUAUUUGUGAUGUUUUAAAAAAAUGUGUAUUUAAAAAUUACCUAUUGGUAAUGGUAAUAUUACCUAAGUACAUAUUAUAUUAAAAUUCUUUUCAAAUUCAAAUUACUUAUUAGGCUUAAAAGUAAUAUUUGAAAAAUAAGUCGAACCAUUAAAAAUAAGCAGGGGGCGGUUAAGCAAUUUUUAUAGUAGUUUACGGACUAGAUGCGAUUUGUUUCCGUAAUCAUAUCAGAAAUACACGCGCAGCUUGCAGCAGCAGCUUGGAUUUUAAUCAAAGAUCGGUUUAGUGUAUGAGCUAUUAUGUGUUCCUUCUUCAGACGGCUGAGCCGACCGCAAUAUUUUUUUUUGUACUUGUCUAAACGAAAUCGCAAUAAGUAACAUGUUUAUUUAAUAAUAGUACUAGUAAUUAAAAUGGAUCUCAGUAUAAUUUUAAAAGAACCAAUUAAGCGUACCUAUAGGUAUGACUAAUAUAUUGAUUAGCGUCCGCCGGGUGCUGUAAUCGAUCUAUCGGUAUUCCAUCUAAGGGCGUGUCCAAACAGCGCGGCGCGAUUGCCGCGCUAUGUAUGGACACAACAUUACUGUACAAACUUUUUUUACCGCACCGUUACCGUAGUGUUAUUCUGAAGCCAGCGCAAUCCUGAAUUUUUGGUGCAUGCGAUAUGCGCAUAAAAAAUCAAUAACUAAAGUUUCACUUCGCGAGCGGAGAUAUUAUACAAUCACUGCUAGGAAUAUGUUUAAAUAACAUUGCUCUUAUCUUAUUAUUUAUAGAUCGAUUACAGUAUCAAGCUCUUAAACUAUCACUAAUAAUAAUAAUAAUAGGAUAAUUAAUGUAUGCGAGGGUUCCGUAGAUAUACUUUGUAAAGGUCGUCGCACUCACGCAGCUCCUCCCACAUGUGGAAAGUAACUACUCAUGUUGUAAUUUCCAUGUGGGUUUCUAGUAUAAAGAAUAUUAGAAAGUCGUAUGUUAUAUACAUUUGUUAUUCGUAUGUUACCUGCAGCUCAGCUGAAAUGUUCAUUGUACACAGAUAACUCAAUUUACAGCUUUGGUAUGCACAAACUUGCGAUUUUUAUACGUAUCUCAAUGAUUCGCGUUUUUUAUUUAAUAGGAGUAUAGACACAGUGGCGCCCACGGUACAAAGAUAAUACUGUGCUGCUUCUCUGCAUGCUUACUCUGGACGUACGUAACAUGUUGUGCACGCCAUUCUGUUUCAUUUGAUAAUUUGGUACCGACCAGUACAGGCUAAUGGAAACUCUUUUAACAUUCAGUAAGCUCUAUGUAAAUGAUGGGCGACCAAUAAUGGACAGAUAAAUAAGUCCAGACCAACGAGAUGUCUGGUGAUGAGAGAACAGCAUAUUUAUUAUCGACCAAUAGCGGUGAAGUUGAAAUAUAAUUUUCUCUUUUUACUCCAUAACAACAAAAGAGAGGGCGAUGUUUUUGAUUUUACCGCUACUGGUCGAUAAUAAUUGUUUCUCACGUCGAAAUAUUUCGUAGUGCGUAUCCUAGACCUUUCAGAUAGUAGCACGAAGAAGUUUGAGUGUCACGAUCUUUACUUUGAUUUUUCUUUAAAAAAAUUGUGUGAACAUUGGUAAAGGCUGUGAAAUGUGUGAGUUAAUGAUUUAAUCUAAAUUAAGUAAUAGAUAUGUGUAGUGAAAUGUUUUUUGGUUAUUUUUUUUUUGUUUAAACAGACUGAACUAGAAGCUACGGAACACUGUACAAAUGUUUUGUUUUGUAUUCGUAUGACGGGGAAUAUGUGCAUUUUAAUCGCGUUAAUUGCUUUUUGUAUUUAAGCUAAUAACUUAAUUAUUUCUUAGACAGUAUUAAAUUUGAAUUACUGAUU